Molecule: messenger RNA, 5248 nt
Organism: Gambusia affinis (western mosquitofish)
Lineage: Eukaryota; Metazoa; Chordata; Actinopteri; Cyprinodontiformes; Poeciliidae
Exons: 10
Coding region: 699-2264 (521 amino acids)
Biological process (GO): positive regulation of DNA-templated transcription
Cellular component (GO): nucleus
Molecular function (GO): double-stranded telomeric DNA binding
Source: RefSeq, a predicted model, not a curated record
GUGUUGGGUCUUGACAGUGGUGUUGGUGGGGCAGUUACGGUCCCCGUUGCUAGUAGUUAGCAGGCUAAGUCGCUAAAAUGACUGCGUUUAAGUUCUUCGGUAAAACACAAUCUAUAGUUGCUUACAGCUAAGCAUAAAAAUGUAGAUAUUUGUUGCUAUUACAUUUUCUAAAUUGUUUGUUUUAUUACUUUACCCACAGGGUGCAAGUCUUGGAAGAUAGCUGAAAUAAGUCAGCGUCAAGCUGUUCAUAAACCAAAUUGAGAUUUCCGUUGCUCUACAAAAUAAAAGCAUACCAUCAGAACAUUCCUGUUUUGACCACAAAAUGCUGCACAGCGUUAACGCGAAGCUGGGAACAAUAUAAACGCAACGCAAAUUGUAUGCGUAUCUAAAAGUUAUAUCUUCUGAUACGACGUGUAUCAUUUUCGCUUUAUUUAUUUAUUUUUUUUACAUCUUGAAAAUUUUUUUUCUUUUUUUAACAACUCGAAAUUUCUAAGAAGACAGCAGGGCAAACUACAGCAGGAUUGUUUUUGUCGCUCAGGGGAACCAACCAGAGUUCAUGUCGCCAGCUUGGCUAACCCAGCCUGCUAGCGAGUGAUUUGCCAGCAUGCUAAUGGGGACAGUUUAACCGCAGCACACUGCAGUGAGUCUCUCCUGUCUGAGUCCGUGGAGGUUCCAGGCGAGCUGAAGUCCGCCGAGCCAUGCGACAGUGGUCUGUCCCCACUGCGACCCUUCGCGCUGAGCCACUCCCGGGGUGCCUGUCCGUGUCACCCCCUCCGUCGGACCCCAGGAUGGAGGCGUGCGAGGUGGAGCCGCGCUACACCAUCGAGCAGAUCGACCUCCUGCAGCGCCUGCGCCUCUCUGGCAUGACCAAGCCCCAGAUCCUUCACGCGCUGGAGUCCCUGGAGAGGCUGGACCCGGACCACCGCCCGCCGCCGCCACGCUGCGACUCCCACCCGGCCCCGCCAAGCAACGCCACGCCCGCCCCCGCCACCGCCCCUGCCCCCGCCCCGUCCUCGUCGUCCUCCUCAUCGUCGUCCUCGCUCUCUCUGGCCUCGGCCACCACCCAGACCUCGGGCCUCGAGGGCGCGGCGCUGUCGCCCAGCAACAGCUACGAGGCUUCGCCGCCGCCCCUGUACCCCGCCAGCGUGGUGGUGCAGCGGGCGUUCAGCUACGACAUGAUGGGCGAGGAGGAGUGGGACCUGGAGGAGAAGGUGGAGGAGUACAUGAGAAGAGACAGCAACCUGGUGAAAGAGGAGAUCAAGACGUUCCUGAACAACCGGCGGAUCUCUCAGGCCAUCGUAGGCCAGGUCACAGGCAUCAGCCAGAGCUACAUCUCCCAGUGGCUGCUGCAGCAAGGCCUGGAGAUGAGCGACUCCAAGCGCAGAGCUUUCUACCGCUGGUACCUGCUGGAGAGGAACAACCCAGGCCUGAGGUGGAGUGAAAGCCAGCACAGCGUGAGUCCCAUGGCCAGGGCCAGGGCAGGGGACAGAGAUGGGACGGUAGCAGGGGCGAGCGGCACCCUCCCCAACAUCUUCCCCAACCCCAACACCAACCUGAUGCCCAACCACAACCCGCCCUGGAGCAGGCAGAGAGAGCUGCUGGUGCACCUGCUGCCGUGGUACACAGCCGCCGCCGCAGCGGCUGCCGCCCAGCCAGGUGCGACCUUGUCGAUGCGCUCUUUGGUGAAGGAGGAACCCGACUGGAGAACGGGUAUCAUCGCCAGCGACAGAGCGGGGAUCGUAGGCUGUCCUCUGAGGCUGCGCAGAGGCAGCAGGUUCACCUGGAGGAAGGAGUGCCAGUCCAUCAUGGAGAGCUUCUUCAUGGAGAAUCAGUAUCCAGAUGAGGCGAAGCGGGAGGAGAUCGCCAGCGCCUGUAACUCUGUCAUCCAGAAACCAGGCUGUAAGCUGUCAGAGUUUGAGCGGGUGACGGCGUUGAAGGUGUACAACUGGUUCGCCAACCGUCGGAAGGAGAUGAAGAGAAGAGCAAACAUAGAAGCCGCCAUCUUGGAAAGCCAUGGGAUCGAGGUGCCAAGUCCGAGCUGCCACUCGAACGGCGAAGAGGGAGAGCUGCAAGAGUUUGUGGAUCAAGUGAAUCAUCGGUUCUCAGAGCAGGAGGACGCCACUUCCCAGAAAAUCGUUGACCAACAAGAUGGCUCCGCGCUGAUCACCGGGGAGGCGGCGGCGGCGGCCCCGCUGAGCCCCGGCCCUCAGGGGGCGGAACAGAAGGACGGGGAUUCAAAAAGGGAGUCUGUGGACGAGGAGUGACUAAACCCAGCUAGACUUUCAAUCGUCAUGCCUGAAUAUUAUUCAGUCUGAAACAAAACAGUAAAAUGGCUCCUGCUCCACCUGCGUGUGGAACCUUCUGGGCCAAUGGAAGGAUGGGGGUGGGGUUUGGUUGAAGCCCUCUGAGGUGCCUCAGGUGAGGAGGCCACAGCAUUUAUCAACAGUAAUCCUGCUUAUAAUAAUGGCAAUAUACAGUCUACGUAUAGGUAUAUAAGGUCUAUGGUAUAUCAAUCAAUAUAUAGUGCAUUCCAAGAUGGUAUCAAAAUGCCUAAAUCCUGUGAGGGGAGCAUUAUGUAAAGGACGCCUCACCAUUUGAACAUAAGCUGUUUUUCCUGUUUUACUUUUGCUACAUGUUUGGUUUACUCCAGCUGCUGAGUGGGACAAGCUGAGCCUGCAGGUCAGGUUUUGAUUGGCUGUUGUAAAGAAUGCGGCUUCUGUCUUUUGAUGAAACAGAAAAGACAAAAACAAACAAACAAAAAGAAAAGCCGUCUUGUUGUUGCUGGGAUGUCUUUGCCUGGUUUAUAAAGCGAUAGGUUUUAAUCACUCAGCACGUGUUGUUGACACUACAGCUGUACGACCUGGAGGGAUAACUCAGGUAAUCCCAAAGUGACAAAUUGCACCACCUUUCCUUUUAUUCUCUGUGUAUUUUUUUUUAUCAAGAUUGUGCUUAAAGAAAACAGUGUUAUUUAUCCGUUUUUGAUUUCAUGGUGUCCCGGACUAGAGAUGCUCCGAGAAGUCAACAGCUGACUCUAAUCAGACAAUUUUCAACAAUCAUUCCAAAACAACCACCAGUACAUUGCAACCAAUAGCAGGUAGAGCAUACAGCCACACUCUUCUGUGUGGGUGUUGUUACUGUGGGAAGAACACUUAAUUAUUUCCGGUGUUAGUCAUAAAGUUAUUGUUUUCUAUGAAAUGUUGAGACGUAUCUGCAUAUCAACCUGGCCGCAUGAGAGAGCAAGACUUUGAGCAGAUAACAGGAAGGCUGAAUAGACUGGUGUGCACCAAAACUAAAGAACAAACAAACACCUGGGCAUCCUGCUGUCUUGUCUCCCAAGUCAGCUUUAUAGAAAUUCAACUUUUAUUUGAUCAAAACAACUUACUUAGAUUGUUAGGGACAUAAGCGACACAAGCAAUAAUGACCCAAAUAUUGAGCUGAAUAGAGACUAUUGAUGGUGACUUUUCUAUCUUAUCUAACUGCCCCAUUACUUACAUCUUGUUUUAGUUUUAUGAGUUUGAAUGAAUGAAGUCUGUUGUGUUUGUUCAAAGUUCCUCUUUUAAACUUGUUACUCCCAACUUUGUUCAGUAUGGUUUUCUUUGUUCGGAACUGAAGAAACCAUUUGGGAAAAACGCCUAAAGCCAAGUUGUCAUCUUCUUACACACUAAAGAAGGUUGAAUAAAUUAGAGAGUAACCAAUUAAGACUCUCCCACACUUAACCGGAAACGCUGAAAUUGUUUCUCUUUGAUGGAAACGCGUGAAGAAAAUUAGGUCAUUUUAUUCACAAGGAGGCGUCGUCCUCCCUUCAUACCACCGAGUGACUGGUACGAAGUUUGUAGGCAUGUUUUAUGUAGAAGUAUGCUCAUAUUUCGCUUCAGCUAGUCCGCGUCCACUAUCUGGAACACUAGUCGCGUGCGAUAUAGAUACUGUUGAUCAGACGUGGUGAGGAUUUGUAUGCAUUUACGAUUCUUCACAAAAUACCUUCUAAAUUUGCGAAAUGGCUAAAAACUCCUAGAUGGAAAUUGCAAAGCCUAUGUACACAGAGGAGUCUGUUUACGGGAAGGUGUGGUGUUCUCUCCGUGACCGUUAUGUUACGCUUCGGGUUGUGACGUGACGUAUACUGUAAGUGUUGUCCGCCGGUGUGUGCGAAUACGUACGUCCAGCAGCUAUGUGACGUCGCUCGACUAUUCAACUCAGGGUGAGGAGUGGAGUGAGAGAGCCUUUGAGGUAAUAAUUUAUUUAUCACGGAAAACACACAGGCUGCUGUUUCAGUAAUGCUAGGAAACUUACCGCUAAUAUAAGAUGCUACAGGUAGUUUAGAAAGGUAAACUUUGGGAUAAUUCCCACUUCUGCUAUUGUAAUGAAAGAGUUUUACACAACUGUUCUUUCACACAGAGACAGAAUACAUAUGUCUGUAAUUUAAUGGGGUUGAUGGGUGCAUCUCUAGGCCUUAGACACCACCUGUUUCUUUUUUUGUUGUUGUUGUUAAACUCAUUGGUGCUGUUUAAUCUCAUGACAGAGUCUAGCCAAAGAGGCUAGCUUGGUUACAUAAUAAUGUAAUCGUUCUUAUUUUGAUGUAUCCAAAUAUUUAUAUCGUUUCAGAAACUCUAAAACUGGCUUGUUGCGUCUCCAGGAAGGCUUCAGGCACCUUUUCCUCUUACUGGGAUAAGCUAAAGCUUCUAAGCUCCUGUACGUUUUUGUGCAAAGCUGCACUUCAAAGUGAACCUCACUCUAACUAAUCCCUCAAAACCUCACAGAGGGCGUGUAUUCUUUUAGUUAUACUGUCAUAUUUCCAUACCCAAGGCUGCAGGAGUCGAAUCUAAUUGUUCAUGAAAUGAACAAUCAAUACUUUAUUGUCAAAGGAAGCCACCAUUGUUGCCUCCUAAUGCCAAAGCUAUGCCAGAUAGAGCUGAUCUACAAAUGCCCAGAGCAGAGAGUAGGUUCAUUUGCUCCGUUCAACACUAGCCACCUCAGGCUUACCUCACAACGACUGUUUUUAGGAGGGAUUUCCUGGCUGACAGCAGCAGGUGAAUGGGACUAUUUCUCUUCUGAACGGUGUUGUGUGUCAUGUAGCAUUUACGGCAUCGGGCUUCGUCCUGUGAUCUCAGUGUCCAGUCACCUCCUCAGACAGUUCUGCUGUCCAGUUUUGGACAGGAAUCCCCCAAAGCUGCAGCAGUUUCUUAUUACUGCGAUCCUCUGCAUAAGCUUUUAUCUAACGAGGGAAGACGAUAAUAAAAGUGUACACAAUCUU